AUGCCCACUCCAUCCCAUCAACUUCAUGACAUUGUGUUUGAUCCGAUAGAGGUCUAUAAAGAAUUAUUAUCGCUGGACACAUCAAAAGCAAUGGGCUGCGACAACUUACAUCCAGCUCUAUUAAAAAUGAGUGCACUACAAAUAUAUGAACCUGUUUCAAUGCUUUUUAAUAUCUGUCUAAGUACUGGCUCACUUCCAGAAGAAUGGAAGAUACACAAGAUCGUGCCAAUUCCUAAGAAAGGAGACUUAACGCUCAUUAAAAACUAUCGCCUGAUCUCUCUACUGUGUAUGCUUUCUAAAAUUCUGGAAAGAAUUGUUUACAACCACAUAAUUGACUUCAUUAGACCACAGCUCUCAACAAAUCAAUUUGGUUUCCUAAAGGGCAGAUCCUGCUUAUCACAGCUGCUAACAUCAUACAGCGAGAUUGUGGAAGCUCUAAAUGCUGGAGAAUCCUGCGACGUUAUAUACUUGGACUUUGCUAAGGCGUUUGAUAAAGUGUCCCAUAAACAACUGUUAUUCAAACUAUGGAGGUUAGGCAUUACAGAUGACACUAAACUAGUGAAGCGAAUAGCCAAUGCAGAAGACCAAGCUGACCUGCAAUCUGAUCUAGACCAUCUUGUCACAUGGUGCAAGGACUGGAACUUAUCACUCAAUUUAGACAAAUGUGUCUACCUCCACUUUGGUAAAACCAUUCAUGACUCGCUAUACAAUUUGGACUCAAAGCUAAUCUUAACAAGAGACUCUCACAAAGACCUGGGAGUGACCAUCCAGAAUAGUCUCUCCUGGGACCAACAUAUCAACAAUCUAUGUUCGAAGGCCUACAGCUGUUUGUACCUUAUUAAAAGAAACACUCAAUGCUCUCAUGAUCUCCAUACAAAAAGAACACUUUAUACUACGCUUGUUAGAUCUAAUUUAACAUUUUGUUCGCAACUGUGGAGACCACAGACACACAAGGCCAUCACAAAAGUGGAACAAAUCCAGAGAAGAUCUUUAAAGUUUAUUCUGAACCUUACAUGUAGAUCUGAUAGUCUCGACUACAAAAGUCGCCUCAUUAAACUGGACCUUUUGCCACUAAUGAACUGGCUAGAGUUGCAAGAUGUCAUAUUUGCCGUCAGGUGUCUCCAAAAACCAGUAGACAACUUCGACAUUACUGAGUUCAUAUCAUUCUCUACCAGCAACACACGACUAUCGUCUAAUCACAAGCUAGUUCAUAAAGGUCAUCAUCGCUCAAACACAACAAGACACUUUUACUUCAAAAGAUUGGUCAGACUCUGGAACGCCCUCCCUUUUAUAGAUCUCUCUCACUCGAUGUCAACUAUCAAGAAUCAACUCUACAAACAUUUCUGGGACAGUUUUCUAGAACGCUUUGACCAAUCAAUAAUUUGCACUUAUCACCUAGUCUGUCCCUGUUGCUCUGUAUAACUGUAUAAUUAUGUAUACAUUUUAUGUAGAUCUAGUCAGGUGUUCCUUCUAGGAACUUCCUGUCAGUAUGUUUAAUUUCUGACGCACAACAAUCUA
This is a messenger RNA of Halichondria panicea, 1518 nucleotides long. RefSeq lists its product as uncharacterized. The coding region runs from base 1 to 1422 and encodes 473 amino acids. NCBI's taxonomy places the organism in Eukaryota, Metazoa, Porifera, Demospongiae, Suberitida, Halichondriidae. The record is from RefSeq and is a predicted model, not a curated record. The transcript has 2 exons.